Drosophila mojavensis is the source of this 895-nucleotide messenger RNA. Its product is annotated as antigen 5 like allergen Cul n 1. NCBI's taxonomy places the organism in Eukaryota, Metazoa, Arthropoda, Insecta, Diptera, Drosophilidae. The transcript is spliced from 3 exons. The record is from RefSeq and is a predicted model, not a curated record. The coding region runs from base 134 to 856 and encodes 240 amino acids.
CAGCUGUAAGCACUUGUUAAAUAAUUACACUUGAGUUAACAAAGUUCAAUUGAUUGUUCUAUGCAGAUGCCUAAGAAAUCUUGGGCUAUAUAAGCUAGAGAUCGCAAGCUCGGAUAAGUUAGUUCUUAACAAAAUGUUGCGAUUUGUUGUACUUUGCCUUACGUUGACCGUGGUCCGUGCAGCCAACGAGAACUCUCCUUGCGUCAGCGGAACUUGGGCUAGCACCUGUCCAACUAGUCCUGCUCCAUAUCUGAUCAAUAUGAACUUGGAGCUCCGCGAUUUCAUAGUGGCCGCCCACAAUGCCCGUCGCAAUCGUCUGGCUCUGGGUCAGUUGCCUGGCUAUCAGUCGGCACGUCGCAUGGCUUUCGUGCGCUGGAACGCUGACCUGGCCAGCCGCGCCGAGCUGAAUGUGAAACAGUGCAUUCGAAAGAGGGAUACCUGCCAUGGUACGGCACGGUUCCCCAAUAGUGGCCAGAAUAUCGCGUACUUUGCUUAUGAUCCGGCUCUAACGGACCGGACGGAUCAGUAUCUGCUGAGGCAGGCCAUUACCAACUGGUGGUUAGAGUACAAGAAUGCCAAUAUGGGAAUCAUCAAUAGUUUUCCCCACACCUGGUCUGGAAAAUCGAUGAGCCGCUUUGCUGUGAUGGCUCAGGAGCGCAAUCUUGCCGUGGGCUGUGCCGCUUCCCGUUUCGUGAAGAACAACCGGAACCACUUCCUCGUCGCCUGCAACUAUGCAGUCAAGAAUACUGUCGGCAGUCCUGUGUACGUGACGGGUCCGGCGGGCAGUGGCUGCCAGACAGGCGUCAACAUCGACUAUCAUGGCCUCUGCAAGUUCGCCGAGAAUUACAAUAUAUAAAAAUAUCCAUAUGAUCCAUAAAUAAAUUUGAACAUUUAA